Molecule: messenger RNA, 2242 nt
Organism: Cercospora beticola
Lineage: Eukaryota; Fungi; Ascomycota; Dothideomycetes; Mycosphaerellales; Mycosphaerellaceae
Source: RefSeq, a predicted model, not a curated record
AUGAGCAGCCUUAACGGUCUCGGCCUGCCAGGACUUGCGCCAGACACUGGUUUGAGCGUCACGCCAUUGCAGCCUGUGGUUAGGACGGUAGAAAAGGACCUACUGCCUAAAAUUGACAUUAUAAAACCAAAAGAACUCAAAUACUAUGUGGCAGCAUGGAACAGCCUCGUGCCACAGGACGCCACGGACUUCAUCGAGCCCGCGGCAAGUGACAGGUACAAGGCGUUGCCUUUUGGAGCUUCAAUCUCAUUUCUUGCUCUAUUGCCUUCUCCAGGGACAGUACUUCCGAUUCGGGUCCGUGAUGAGAUGUCGGAAGUUCAGAUUCCUGCGGGUGCACGCCUUUCUGUUCGCUGGGAGGUUAUGAUGGGAGAGACAAAUUCUUCUGGCGUUAUUCAGGGCUGCCAAUUGGCGAGACCUGGGGCUUCCAUUGAUGAUGUUGGGGCAGCGUAUCAGAUCGUCGAAGGCAGUCUGUGAGCGGCAAUCGUUCGUACCUUGGCCAAAUCCAGCAACGACCAAUAAUGUCCCGACGGGAGGGAAUAGACUCUUUCAAGUUGACCUCAUUGUAUCGGUCUGGUGGCCCGGGAUCGAGAUCGAGAAGGGCGCGGCACCAAAGAUACGGAAAACCAAAGCUGAGGACAAGAAGCCGAAUGAGCAGCCUUCCUGGGACAAGACUACACUGACGGAUACUGGCACCAAGCUUUUCGAGGGUGUGACACCUUCGACAGUGAAUCCAACCCUGUUCUUGCGAAAUAUGUUCGACAUCGCAGCUAGUGACUUUGCCCCGAAGCCAGGCAGUCCUGUGGAUAUCCUACUCAGGCCGAAAGAAGCUAUUUCAAGUGUUCCACGAAUCGUACAGAGCGUCGUUGAGCAGACCCCGAGAGUGCAAAUUCAAGCGGGACUCGAUGUGGCCAACUACUCUAAGGGGCUCUUCCGGUCUCUGCAAUCAGUACUUCCUGACGAAUUCGCGCAUGUCGACCCAAAGGUCACUGCUGUGGGCUUGGACGUUGCGGAAGUCCUGAAUAGUGCUCUUUCGAUCCCUUUGGCAGCAUCCAUCAAUGGAUGUACUACGACUAAGACCAUGAUACCCAACGCCUACGAAGCUUUGCCCUCUUUCGAGACUGUUGCAGGUCGCAUGGGUGGCUUAGCUGGAACUGUUCCAGUCGGAAACCUCAUUGGCAAGAUCAUGGCGAGAACAGACAAGCUCCUAUUCGAUGCCAAUGACAAAAGUGGUCAGCCUUGUAAGGAUCGUUUCAAGCAACUCAAGACCACGGCGGAUUUCGCAAUGUCUCUAAUCCCCAUCCCUUCGAUAACUGCUAUGCGCGAUGGAAAGACCGAGGACAGUGUCACGAUAACCGUGAAGAUUCAAGUGGAUUUCCAGGUCCCAGGUAGCACGCAACUGAUCAAGCUCUAUUUGCCAACACCUUCCAUCACGCUGGAGAUGCCGCAGAUUCCUAUCCCGCAGAUCUUUAUGGCCUGGCGACAUGCCGAAAUGAAGGGCAAUGAUAUUUUCUGGUCGCUCGAUCCCUACUGCAAUGCAAGAAUGGGGACAGCGCAGCAGACAACAGAGCACCUCCGAGGCCUCGUCACAAUUCUCGAACACACCACUCAAAUUCUUCCACUAGAUUUCAUGCGAACAGUCCCCAAUGGCGUGCCAAACUUCGAAAUGUGGAGAUCCUUGCUAGAAACUGCAAAAGAUAUCAUUCUCGGCUUCAACAGCAAGAACGGACAAACGUAUUCUAAAUACGGCACUCAAGGUCGCGAUCCCAUGUGGCCCAGAUGCUACAAAAUCGACCUGAACGAUCAUGGCUGGUUAGAGCAUAACCAAGAACAACACAAAGACCACGGCGAUAGCAUCUCAGCGUUCCUCUGGCUCGGUGCUCCUUCUCAAAAGGAUAAUGACUGGCGUCUUAUUCUCACGCACGACGAUACUGUGCAAGAGAGAGGUUGCAUCUGUCUACCUUUUACUCGACCGCUAGAAGAAUACAACCUGACAUCGCCGAAAACGAGGCGGAAUGUGUGGGCUUUUCGAGCCAUGUCUGAUAAGAAUCUUUCGGUGCAGGAUGCGCUUGUGUAUAAUCCUUACUCUGUGGGCCCGGAAAAUGGACGGCUUAUCGGCAAUGGGACGCAGAUUGGGGAAACUGAGAAGUCGCCGGGAACGUGGAAUGAUCGCAUUAGGUCGCUAGUUUGGGUGCCUGGAUGGGAGAAUACGUUUUGGAGGUUGAAUACGAAUUUCAAGGGAUGA